AGAAUUCGGCACGUCUAUGCCAGUAUGCCAAUUCUCAUCAAGCAGCUCCCCCUGAACGUAGAAAUUCUUCCUCAGUCAUUUACCAUAAAUAACAAGGACUACAACUAUACUGCUUCUGUUAUGAUAGUUGGGAGAGUUUUUCAGUGAAGUUAUGGAGUUUCAGGAGGCUUUGUUGAGGUAUUUGAAUAAACCAGAGGAGGGGAAAGGGGUUUGUGGAAAGGAAGGUCGUAAGGAGAUGGGUAAUGGGAAGCAGAGGUGGAGGGUGUUUUACAAGUCGUCUUCUUCUUCCAAUGCGUCAAAACGCCAGUCCAAGGAACCGCCCAAGGAGUUUCUGUGUCCCAUUUCUGGGUCUCUAAUGGCUGACCCAGUUAUCGUCUCUUCCGGCCAGACGUUCGAGCGUGCCUGCGUUCAGGUCUGUAAAGCUUUAGGGUUUAACCCCACUCUCUCCGAGGGUUCUUCGCCUGAUUUCUCCACAAUCAUUCCCAACCUCGCCAUACAAUCCACCAUUCUAAGCUGGUGCGACAAGUGUUCCGUGGACCGACCCAAGCCACUCGACUUCGACUCUGCAGAGAAGGUCGUCCGUACACUUAUGGCGUCCCAGAAAGCAGAGAACAAAAGCGAGGAUUCGGACAAGGAGUUGAUCAAAGCGGUUGGAGAGACUCCUCCUGUUUUGAAGUUCGCUCACGCCAUCACUGACUUGAAUCGCCGUUCCACUCACUUCUACUCAAGCUCGCAGGAAUCGGUGACCACCACCGGUUCGACUCCGCCUCUGCCCCUUGCGACUCGGCCGAGUUGCUAUUCUUCUUCAUCCUCUUCCGAGAUUGAAACCCUAAACCCCGAUUCGCCGGAGGAGGACGAAGGCAUCAUCGCGAAGCUCAAGAGCCCUCAGGUUUUCGAGCAAGAAGAAGCUUUGGUUUCACUGAGAAAGAUCACCAGAACCGGCGAAGAAACUAGGGUUUCUCUCUGCAGUCCUCGACUGCUCUCAAUGCUACGAUCGUUGAUCAUCUCGAGAUACUCCGGAAUUCAGGUGAACGCAGUAGCAGUUCUGGUGAACCUCUCCCUAGAGAAAAUCAACAAGGUGAAAAUCGUACGAUCAGGGAUCGUUCCACCGUUGAUCGACGUCUUGAAGGGGGGAUUCCCUGAAGCGCAGGACCACGCUGCCGGUGCACUCUUCAGCUUAGCUCUAGAAGACGCCAACAAAACCGCCAUCGGAGUUUUAGGCGCGUUGCCGCCGCUUCUCCACACUCUUCGGUCUGAGAGUGAGCGAGCUCGGAACGACUCAGCACUCGCUCUCUAUCAUCUCUCACUCGUUCAGAGCAAUCGAACCAAAUUGGUGAAACUUGGGGCAGUUCAGAUCCUUAUGGGCAUGGUGAAUUCGGGUCAUUUAUGGAGUCGGGCCCUGCUGGUGCUCUGUAACUUGGCUGCUUGCCCAGAUGGGAGGACAGCUAUGCUGGAUGCGGGUGCAGUGGAGUGUUUGGUGGGGUUGUUGAGGGGGAAUGAGUUGGACUCCGACUCAAUUCGGGAGAGUUGCCUGGCAGCGCUAUAUGCACUGAGCUUUGGUGGGUCGAGGUUCAAGGGGCUGGCGAAAGAGGCAGGGGCUAUGGAGACAUUGAUGAGGGUGGAGAAAAUAGGGAGUGAGCGGGCGAGAGAGAAGGCCAAGAAGAUCCUGGAGAUAAUGAGGGAGAAAACCGAGGAAGGUCUGGACUGGGAGGCAUUGCUUGAUUCAGGGUUGGUGAGUCGAACAAGGUAUUGGCCACUACAGGACAGGUCCAGUGUGAACUCAUCCGAGUUCUAAGAUCAGUGGUUGGGAUUUUUGGUUCUUUUGUGGAUUUGGGGUUGUAAUUAUUUUUUCCAGGUUGUAAGUAUUGGUGGUGCCCUUUGUUUGUGUUUUUGCGCUCCAGUAGUUGAUGAUGAAGGUGCAAAUAAGAGCUUCCAAGAGUUGGCCAGUGUGGAAAAUUACUGUUCAACCGGUGGCUCAUCUGCUGCCUGCUUUGCUCGGUAUGUGGAAGAUGUUUAUAUGUUUUUGUCUUUAGCAUUGUAUUACACAGCGAGACAGUUUUGUUCCUCACAGACUAAGAUUAACCAUUACUGUGAAAGAAUUUAAUUUAAUUGCUCCAAUUUUCAUAUUGGUAUGAAAAUGUUUGUUCUGUCA
Vitis vinifera (wine grape) is the source of this 2152-nucleotide messenger RNA. RefSeq names its product U-box domain-containing protein 40. The record is from RefSeq and is a predicted model, not a curated record. The coding region runs from base 152 to 1795 and encodes 547 amino acids. Gene Ontology annotation, cellular component: cytoplasm; nucleus. Gene Ontology annotation, molecular function: protein binding; ubiquitin-protein transferase activity. Gene Ontology annotation, biological process: protein ubiquitination. The transcript is spliced from 2 exons. NCBI's taxonomy places the organism in Eukaryota, Viridiplantae, Streptophyta, Magnoliopsida, Vitales, Vitaceae.